This is a messenger RNA of Clupea harengus (Atlantic herring), 1409 nucleotides long. It is a transcript of the gene noazfp, whose product is annotated as nucleolar atypical zinc finger. The record is from RefSeq and is a predicted model, not a curated record. NCBI's taxonomy places the organism in Eukaryota, Metazoa, Chordata, Actinopteri, Clupeiformes, Clupeidae. Gene Ontology annotation, molecular function: zinc ion binding. Gene Ontology annotation, cellular component: nucleus.
ACAGGGGAACAGAUUACGAAUGCUCGUUUUUCUACCCGGAAUUAGAUCGAGGCUGUAUGUAUGCAAGUUGCUAACUUCCAGUUAGCAGAUAGAUAUUGAAGUCCGAGAGUGAAAAGAUCUCAGUAUUUUUGGGUUACACCUACUGAGCUAGCUAGCUAGCCAAUUUCACCAGCGAAAGAUGCCUAAAAAGAAGACCGGUGCUCGUAAGAAGGCUGAAAGUCGCAAGGAACGAGAGAAGCAGUUUCGGGCCAACAAAGAUCACAUUGAUGUGGCGAAGCAACCGUGCAAUUCAUCCAUGGAUUGUGACAAAUGCCAAAGGAGACAGAAAAACAGAGCUUUCUGCUACUUCUGUGCCUCAGUCCAGAAGCUGCCCAUGUGUGCUCAGUGUGGCAAAACUAAGUGUAUGAAGUCCUCAGACUGUGUGAUCAAACACCCUGGCAUCCACAGCACGGGAAUGGGCAUGGUGGGGGCAGUGUGUGAUUUUUGUGAGGCCUGGGUGUGCCAUGGGAGGAAGUGCCUGAGCACCCAUGCCUGCAUAUGCCCUCUCUCUGACGCCGACUGCAUCGAGUGUGACCGCAGCGUAAUGGAGCAUGGGGGCCGCAUAUUCCGCUGUUCCUUCUGUGAUAACUUCCUGUGUGAGGAUGACCAGUUUGAGCACCAGGCCAGCUGCCAGGUCCUGGAGGCUGAGACCUAUAAAUGCAUUUCCUGCAACCGUCUUGGACAGCACUCAUGUUUACGAUGCAAGGCAUGUUACUGUGACGACCACGCACGGAGCAAAGUGUUCAAGCAAGAGAAAGGCAAGGCGCCCCCUUGUCCAAAGUGUGGACAUGAAACACAGGAGACCAAAGACCUCAGCAUGUCAACACGCACCCUGAAGUUCGGACGGCAGGGUGUGGACGAGGAGAGUUAUGGUUAUGGUUAUAGUUAUGGGGCAUCUAGUUAUGGGUCAAGUUAUGGAGGAGCGAACCAGGAUGAUGAUGAGGAGGAGGGAUAUGAAUACCCCUACAGAGAGGACGAUGACGACGACGAUGACGACGAUGAAGAUGAUGAGGAAGACGAUGACGAGGAGGAAGAAGAGAAGGUGGCGGGCGAAGAGAAGGUGGCGGGCGAAGAAGUGGUCACUGAGGCAGUGGGUAACCUCUCUGUAGGCACCACCUGAGCACUGGGGAAAUGCCCACUGAUGGCAGUGAGGGUGUAGAAAUACUGGGAGCAUUUGUUUGGCUCCUUUUUUCCCGGUCAGGUCUCUCUGAAGGGUUAGGGCAAAGGCCCAGCAUAUUUGUUUGUGUGUGUACAUUUUGGGUUUAUUGCCCACAAGUAUCCUUGAUACUGGUGUUCCUGACUGUCACUGCAUGUAAUUACCUAAUGCCCCUUUGUGAGGAAAUAAACAAAAGAGAAAUGGAUUUCAUUGA